Gekko japonicus is the source of this 875-nucleotide messenger RNA. Its product is annotated as deoxyribonuclease-1-like. Gene Ontology annotation, molecular function: DNA nuclease activity. Gene Ontology annotation, cellular component: nucleus. Gene Ontology annotation, biological process: DNA catabolic process. Bases 1 to 855 code for a protein of 284 amino acids. The transcript is spliced from 8 exons. The record is from RefSeq and is a predicted model, not a curated record. Lineage: Eukaryota; Metazoa; Chordata; Lepidosauria; Squamata; Gekkonidae.
AUGAAGUCCACGCUGCUCCUGGCCUUGCUCACUGCGGUUCACCUCCUGCCGGAUUCUGCCCUCUCCUUGCGCAUUAGCGCGUUCAACAUCAGGACCUUCGGGGACAGCAAAAUGUCCAACGAGACCAUCGGCAACAUCAUUGUCCAAAUUGUGUCCACGUACGACCUCGUCCUGAUCCAGGAGGUCCGAGACGCUGAUCUGAGCGCAGUCAAGAAGCUGAUGAGCCUCCUCAACGGGGUGUCAGCAGAUAAGUACAGCUAUGUGGUCAGCCCGCCCUUGGGACGAAGCAGCUACAAGGAGCAGUACCUCUUCAUUUACAGGGAGGGCCAGGGCUCGGUGGUGGACACGUACCUGUACGACGACGGGUGUGAGCCCUGCGGCAAUGACACCUUCAGCCGGGAGCCUUUUGUGGUGAAGUUUGAAGCUCCUGGGACUGAGGUGAAGGAGCUGGCGCUGGUCCCCCUGCACACUGCGCCCAGCGAAGCCGUGGCAGAGAUCGACGCCCUCUACGACGUCUACCGGGAUGUGAUCAGCAAGUGGGGGACCCACGACGUGCUCUUCCUGGGGGAUUUGAACGCCGACUGCUCCUACGUCCGCCCCGAUGACUGGCCUCACAUCCGCCUGCGCACCAGCCGCGACUUCCAGUGGCUCAUCCCGGACACAGUGGACACCACCGUGACGAGCACGGACUGCGCCUACGACAGGAUUGUGGCGGCAGGGCCAAAAUUGAGAGGCGGCACCGUGCCGGGGACAGCGCGAGUGAACGAUUUCCAGAAGACCUUCGGCCUCAGCAACAAGGACGCCUUGGCGGUCAGCGACCAUUUUCCUGUGGAAGUGACCCUGAAGCCCCUCUAGACCGCCUGCCUUUCCCCGCA